AUGAACCUGCAGUCGCAUCUAGCAACCUCCCCCCUCCCCUCUUUUCCCUUUACCUCUCAGAACCGCCCCGUCUUUGCACGGAGGCACACCAACCGACAAGGACGUUUCGCCACCUUCCAGCUUAGCUCUGCCUUUCACAGCGAUCGCACUACCGCCAGCCUCGCCGACCACCGCCUUGCCUUCAACCAUGGCGGUCUCGAUGCCUAUUUUGAGGCGCUGAAGAAGAAGGAGGCUGCCGGUGAGGUCGAAAGCGAAGAGUGGGAGCAGUACGAGUUCCCCAAGCUUCUCGAGUGGAAGCCCGACGCCGACGCUGUCCUGACCAGCGAAGAUGCCCUCGUCCAGGCUAGCGAGCACGAUGCUGGCGUCCAGGCAGAGACCGUCGCCCGGCCUAUGACUCCGGAGGAGGCUGCUGCCCUCGCGCACAUCGAUGCUGCUCUCGAGCGAGAACUCGAAGCCCGCCGAACACACGACGAUGAGGAUGUUGCCUCGGUACACUCGCGCGCCGCAAGCCCCGUGCGCAUCUCCCGCAGCGCCACUCCCGUCGACCCCCAGUCUCAGUCAUAUGCCGAGCACCUGUUGAAACUCUCGUCAGCUGGCCGCUAUGCUGAAAUUCCUGUUGUGUUCGAGGCCAUGCUGGCCACCGGCGUCAAGCCGAUUGCUGGUGCCUACAACGCCCUUUUGCUUGCGGCGAUCCGCAUCCCUACCAAGAAGAAUGAGGUUGUUUCCAAGGCUCUCGAUGUUUACGCUGAUAUGCUCCGCCGUCGUGUCACUCCUGACAGCCAGACCUUUGACAUUCUGGUCAGCUUGUUGGCCUCGAGGUGCCUCGAAGUUGCCAGCCUAAAGACCGUUCUCGAGGAGAAGCGUCUGCGAUUUGGUGGCAUGGAAGAGCCUGGCAAGUUCAUGCUCGCCUCUCACGAGUUCGAGCAUGCUAUUCUGUGUGAAGAUGACAGACUUGACCUCGCCAUCAAGCUGUUCGAUACCUCUGUCGACGCGAACACCGCCAAGUUCUCCUCGGACACCUACUCCCAGCUCAUCUCUGCUUGUGCCCAGGCUGGUCGCGUUUCGGACAUGCUUCGACUCUUCGCUCACAUGGAGGAUACCCGCACCGUGCCUCACGCUGAGGUUUUUCCCACUAUGAUCACCGCCUAUGCAACGGCUGGAGAUCUCAUCAGUGCUGUCGAGUGCUACAAUGAGUAUCGCAGCCUUGCAGUCGCUGACAACACUGGUAACUCCACCCUGCGUGACCGCAUGGAUGCCGAAGUCUAUGCUGCCGUCAUUAACGCUUACGUCAUUUCGGACAAGAUUGAGGGUGCCAUGAAGUUUUUCAAAAAGAUUGUUGAUGAGUAUGGUGUCAAGGUCGCUGAUAUCAAGGAUGCCCUGAUCAGCACUGGAUUCGUCAAGGGCUUUAUCUCUCGCGGCAUUCUCGAGGAGGCUCUGUACUGGGCUCAGUCUAUCGAAGCUCAGGUUCGUCCUCAAGCCCUUUCUCGCGUUGCUAUCGAGGCCGCCGACAAGAACGAGGUCGCCACCGCCAUUGAAGCCUAUAAUGGCAUCACCGGCUCUCUUGAUCUUCUCCAGGCCCCUUCCAUGGCUCUGCUUGCCAUGAGCGUUCGUGAAGGCGAUGUCGCCUCUGCCACCAAAUACUGGCAUGUGCUCAGCAAUCCCGAGAUGUAUACUUCUGCAGCAUUCAUUGAGCCCACUACCAUGUACGCCGUCGCCUUGAUUGGUUCCGGCCAGGUUGCUGAAGGUCUCGCUCAGUCCGAAAUGAUGUUCCAGAGAAUCCGCGCCUCCGACUCUGCCGCCCGCCCUGAGCUUGCCGACGAGAUUGAAGAAGGUGUCGACUUCAUUGCACGCUACAUGGAGAGCCGUGGCAUCACUGACCCCCGCGAGCUGGCCUCGCAGGUCUCUAGUGGCCCUCAGCAGGCCAUGAGCGCGUCGCCUUUUCUGUCCACGCCUUCUGUGUCGUCUUUUGAGGACAGCUUCGAUCCUUAUGCCCACAACACUGACUUCAAGGGUUCUUCUCUCAUCGCUGAUGAUUUGGAGGGCAGCCACGGCCGCAAAGGUCCUCGUCUGAGUGAUGCACUGAACCGAUUCCGCAAUAUGCGCCGUGCAGGCCGCCAUCCCCGAUACAUCACCUACGCCAAGCUCAUCUCGGCCGCGGCUAGAGAGGGCAAGAUGGAUCUCUGCCAUGAUAUUCUUGGCAUGGCCCGCACUGAUGUUCCUCUGCUUGCCCAGUAUGCUGUGGUCCGCUACGGCUGGUCCUCGAUCCUUGAUGCCAUGGUCGGCGCCUGCCUGACUGUAGGCAACCGUGGUCGCGCUGAACAGUACCACCAGGAGCUGCUGGAGAUGGGCGCUGCCCCCUCUGCCAAUACCUUUGGACUGUACAUCACUACUCUCAAGGACUCAACUAAGACUUUCGACGAAGCCUCUGAAGCUGUUCGCAUUUUCCACCGCGCCAAGACGGAAGGUGUCGAGCCUAGCUCUUUCUUGUACAAUGCCCUGAUUGGCAAGCUCGGCAAGGCUCGCCGCAUUGAUGACUGCCUGUUCUACUUUGCUGAGAUGCGUGCUCUCGGUAUCAAGCCUACAUCUGUUACCUAUGGUACCAUUGUCAACGCCCUGUGCCGUGUCAGCGACGAGAAGUUUGCGGAGGAGCUGUUUGACGAAAUGGAGUCGAUGCCCAACUACAAGGCUCGCCCUGCCCCAUACAACAGCAUGAUGCAGUUCUUUCUGACAACCAAGAGAGACAAGGCCAAGGUCCUGGCUUACUACGAGCGUAUGGCGGCCAAGGGUAUCGUCCCCACCUCGCAUACCUACAAGCUGCUCAUCGACACUCAUGCCACUCUCGAGCCUAUCAACAUGGUCGCUGCUGAGGAGGUUAUGGAACAGAUGACUGCUGCUGGCCAGCAGCCCGAGUCUGUUCACUAUGCCUCUCUCAUCCACGCCAAGGGUUGUGCUUUGCAUGAUCUGGACGGUGCUCGUAAGAUCUUCGACUCGGUCGCAGAGAAGAAGUCUGUGCCCGCCAACGCCAGUCUCUACCAGGCUAUGUUUGAAGGCAUGGUUGCCAACCACAAUGUGGCCGCUACGGAGCCUCUGCUUGCUCAGAUGCGCCAGCGCCGCGUUGAGCUCACUCCUUAUAUCGCCAACACUCUGAUUCACGGCUGGGCUGCGGAGAAGAACCUCGCCAAGACUCAAGCCAUCUACGACGCUGUGCCCCGUGAGAAGCGCGAGCCAAGCACGUACGAGUCCAUGACGCGGGCCUUUCUCUCCAUGGAACAGCGCGAUCAAGCUAAGUCUGUUGUCGGCGAGAUGCUUACCCGCGGCUACCCCAGUGCUGUUGUGAACAAGGUACUGGAGCUGCUCGGCGGCGGCCAUGAACAGGCUCAGCUGUAA
This is a messenger RNA of Akanthomyces muscarius, 3387 nucleotides long. RefSeq lists its product as uncharacterized. The record is from RefSeq and is a predicted model, not a curated record. The transcript has 3 exons. Lineage: Eukaryota; Fungi; Ascomycota; Sordariomycetes; Hypocreales; Cordycipitaceae. The coding region runs from base 1 to 3387 and encodes 1128 amino acids. Gene Ontology annotation, molecular function: protein binding.